Panicum hallii is the source of this 639-nucleotide messenger RNA. RefSeq names its product luminal-binding protein 5-like. Gene Ontology annotation, molecular function: ATP-dependent protein folding chaperone; ATP binding. Gene Ontology annotation, biological process: protein folding. Gene Ontology annotation, cellular component: nucleus; cytosol. The transcript is spliced from 2 exons. Lineage: Eukaryota; Viridiplantae; Streptophyta; Magnoliopsida; Poales; Poaceae. The record is from RefSeq and is a predicted model, not a curated record. Bases 1 to 639 code for a protein of 212 amino acids.
AUGGCUCGCCAAGAUGUCGCCCCCGUUAGGGCUCUCGUAUGGCUCCUGGCACUUGCAGCGCUCGGCAAGGCAGCCGCGCUGUUCGACCAGGAGUGGCCUUCCGAUCCGGCGAUGUACCCGCCGGGGAGAGUCAUCGCCGUCGACCUCGGCAACACCAACUCCUGCGUCGCCGGCUACGGGAGCGGCCAAACCCAGACCAUGUUCCAGCUCUGCAUCCCAUCCUGGGUCGCCUUUGCCGACGACGGCGCCGUCCUCGUCGGCGAGGAUGCCAGGAACCACGCCGCCGUCAACCCCCAAGCCACUGUCUCCGGCUUCAAGCGCCUCCUCGGCAAAAGAUUGACACGCGUUUUUGAGCGGGAGUUCGCUCAGCGAGUCAAGGAGAAUCUGUCGUACAAGGUUGAUGUGGAGAAGGACGUGUGGCCUCACAUCCAGGUGACGACCUCGGACGGCGCGGUCAGGCUCUUGGGCCUCGAGAAGCUCACGGCCAUGGUGGUCGCCAAGCUCAAGGAGACGGCGGAGGCGUACCUCGGCCACCGGGUCAACGCCGCCAUCUUCACUCUCCCGCUGGAGUUCAGCAACGAAGUCCAGGGACGCCGCGUUCUUCGCCGGCCGGGAGGUUUGCCGGCUUCGAGGCCAUGA